CUAAGGCUCACUUAUCGCUAAUAAUACUCAAGCAAUAUUGAAUAAGCACCAAAAAACAUGGCUUUGCAUCAAAAUCUUACAGAAGUUCAAAACAGUUGCUGAAGAAUGGAUAAUAAAUCCAAGUAUGGAACGAAUUUUAUUCUUAAAGAUCAUGAAAAUGAUAUAAGAAAUGGUUUGAAACCUGAAGAUGAAGAUACGGUUCCCUGCGUGUCUCCCAAUGAUGACGACUACCUUCUUAAUGAGAAGAAACAUUAUAUGACCAGUCAAAGUAUUUCAAAAUGGAGAAAAGCUGCCAUUGCUAUUUCAUUGGUUUCUUUAGUCUGCACCUUUGUCAUUGGUGUGACAGCUUUUUCAAUGUCAAGUGUUGCAAAGAGCUCCGCAGCCUUCGGAUUUGCUUUUGACUCGCUUCUAGAUGUCCUGUCUACGCUUGUCGUACUUUGGAGAUUUGUUGGAGACAAAGGACAGACUCUUACAUGGGACAGAGAAAGAAGAGCAUGUAUAGUAAUGGGAGUGUGCUUUAUCGUGUCUUCUCUUGGAAUACUUGUUAGAGCAGUCCGAUCUCUUAUCGUAGACAGACACCCGCAUGAGUUUAUUGGCAUUCAAAUUAUUUCUGGUGUUUGUCUCGUUGUAUUUUCUGUUUUGGCUUGGAUGAAAUUUGUAGUGGCCGAGAGACUAUCGAGUAGCUCAUUAAAGACCGACGGGUUUAGUUCACUGGCUGGUGCUGUCAUGGCUCUUGGGUUACUAAUGAGCUCUCUUUCAUAUGAAGAAAAUAAAUCAGUUUGGUUCCUAGAUGCAGCUAUUGCCUUGUGUAUAUCUGUUUGCCUGGGUGCUUAUGCAGUAAGGUUGCUAAGUCAAAUGAUAAAGCCAUUGCCGUCUAAAAGAAGUCGGGUGGACACCGAAGACUAGCUGAAUACAUCUUCAUUACAUGUCGUCGUCGUUGCCUUCUGGUCGUCGUCAUCGUCAUCAUCAUCAGCGACAACAACAACAAAAUGAAGAUGCUAUUAUCGAAUUGAAAAUACCAAGUAAACAGCUCAUUACAAUCCACUCCUUUCAUUCCAGUUCAUUGUUAUUUAAAAUCCAAGAUUCAUCUGAUGAAGACAAGUGCUUUUUGGAUGUUUUGUAUAUUUAUAUCAAACGACAAGGUGACAUUAAAAGAAUUGAAGUUCAUAUUAAUUAGAUAUGAAUCUCGCCGUCAAGUCCUGUUGACAGUAAAAUAAAAAAUUAACAAUAAAAGUUAAGUUGAUCGAC
Actinia tenebrosa (Australian red waratah sea anemone) is the source of this 1248-nucleotide messenger RNA. RefSeq names its product transmembrane protein 163a. Gene Ontology annotation, cellular component: membrane. NCBI's taxonomy places the organism in Eukaryota, Metazoa, Cnidaria, Anthozoa, Actiniaria, Actiniidae. The record is from RefSeq and is a predicted model, not a curated record.